CAUGGCAUCAAAGAGAAAGCGCGAUAUGUCCCCUGCGCCCCCGCAACGCUCCGCACGCCUGAGAACCCAGCAGGAGAGUGCAUCGAGUGGCCUGCCCCCCCGUCCCACGCUCCAAAGAGAGCUCUCCAUCUUCUCGACAGACGUGGAAACCGAAGAAACCUGGCCGAGCCUUCGGAAGGAGGCGGAGGCUCGGAUUGCGAACUACACCCAUCAGAAAAGACCCAAUGAAGACAAGCUGCAAGCUUCCUUAAAUGCUUUCUUACAGUGGCUCCCAGAGGGCGGAAGGGAGUCUAUCGCCCGGGAUAUCGUGGGUGCCUCAACGGACGACAAGCUCCACGAAGGUUUUUCUAACCUCCUAUCUGCCCUCGCCAUGCCCAUGAAAACCCGCUCCCGACCGGGCACCGUCACCAGCUCCCCGCACACCCGCAGAUUGCAAUCUGUGGAGGCUGUUGCCACCACCCUGGACCAGCCCACCGAACGCCAGAGGAGCUUCCGUAAUGAUUGCUUAAGGAGGGAUGGCUACCGCUGCGUAAUUAGCGGAGAGCUCGACAUAAAUACUUGGGAGGCGAGAGGGCUCCCGACGGACGUGGAUUUCGGGCCCGUGGAGGCGGGGCAUAUUAUCCCCUUUUCCUACGCCUCCUGGCCGUAUUCUUCAGUAGGACCCCCCUGCGAUCAUGCCAGUCCAUUCAUACGGACCGAAAAGGAACCGCCAUCCGAGACCUCAACCGCCUGGGAAGUCUUGUGGCGCUGCUUUCCCGGUGUCCGUCAUGAAGGUAUAGCGGUCGAAACAAUCAAUAGCUUGACCAACGGCCUCACAAUGCGCAGCCCUGUCCAUAUGGCAUUUGGUGCCUUUUCGAUUGCCCUAAAGCCAACCGACACUCCCAACCUAUACGAACGUGUUUUCUUCAGAAGGUAUCCGAGUAGUGAGCGGCGGGCUCUGCCUGCAAGCAACAUGAUCGAAUUAAAGCAAGCCCCCGGCGCGGAAGACUUGGAGCUGCCUAGCGCCGCGUUGCUGGACUGCCACUAUCGUCUUGCCGAGAUACUUAAUGCGUCCGGAAUGGCCGAGGUGAUCGACGAGCACUGGCGUCGCUGGGAAGAUCUGAAGGAAAGCGCGGGGGGCAUGCUGCGCCCGGACGGAGGAACCGAGAUUGGCGAAUAUCUGGAAGUCGCGCUGUGGGAUAGAGUGGCCGUGUAGGAACGGGUUUAAUUUGCGCUGAUCUUCCGAUGUGCCAUAAGUCAUUUCUUUACCCGGGCCAAACACAUCUGCGCCUCCCGGCUGGUCAUUGAACGUGUGCAGUAUGGCCAUAUCAUGGGAGCGUCUCAGUCUCUAUUCAUCGCCAUUUAUCGCAUUGCUCUGUUGGG
Aspergillus ibericus CBS 121593 is the source of this 1362-nucleotide messenger RNA. RefSeq names its product HNH endonuclease signature motif containing protein. NCBI's taxonomy places the organism in Eukaryota, Fungi, Ascomycota, Eurotiomycetes, Eurotiales, Aspergillaceae. The annotation marks the transcript as partial. The transcript is spliced from 3 exons. The record is from RefSeq and is a predicted model, not a curated record.